AUGGAUCUUAGUUAUGAGCAGCUUCACAUGCUUGAAGAAGAUUCCCGAGACGAUUGUAUAAAAUUAAGAUGCAUUUCCUGUCUAGUAAAGCGAUACGCUUCAUUUUCUAUCCGAAAACCUAAAAGAAGAGUCACACAUAUGACGGUUCAAUUGAUCCCUGAAUUGAACUCUGAAGACAGCCGACAUCUCUCAAUAAACUCAAUAUUUACUAACAUAGAAUCAAGGCAAAGAGAAUACGAAAUGCUCCCUGAAAUGACUCGAAGCGCAACUUCAAUGGAAGACCGACUUUGAAUCUCUGACAAAACAACGUGUAAUUUUAAAAUAGAUUCAAAAGAAGAGUAUAUACAAUUGCAGCAAAACUUUAUGUCACUGUUUUUCGAACAUAAACCGUAUCAUGGGUCCCGAAUACAUAAAAGUGUUCCGGAAAUUCACAGAUCCAAUGUAAUACAGUUUUUUCUUGACUCCUGGGUUUUGUCGCAAAAUGUAUUCUUGUGUCUUUUAGUUCCUUUGAAAAAUAAAGUAUGAGUUGACAUGAAGACUUUUAUUUCAGCUAUUGAAUGUGCAAGCCAAUUUACUUAUGAAAAAUCAAAUUUGAUUUUUAGAGUUAAAGAUCUGGAAAAGAGUAUUAACGAAAUUGUACAAAAACAGUACAGCUGAAAUAAAAUAUCUGAGACCUUUAUAAUUAACUCGUGCUUAUAA
This is a messenger RNA of Blepharisma stoltei, 699 nucleotides long. The record is from the annotation of a GenBank genome assembly. Lineage: Eukaryota; Ciliophora; Heterotrichea; Heterotrichida; Blepharismidae.